AUGAGGCAAACCGCGCCCCCGGGCAUUGCUCUUCACUCAUAUCUCGUCCCUGACGUCCCUCCUCCUGGCGACCUUUGCCGCGAGCUCGUAGCCAGCCUUUGUGCCGAGGCGAUGGCCCAUGAACCAGCUCAGGACAACGAUGAGGGGCAGGCCGAUGCCGAUGCCGGCGCCCACGCCGAUCUGCCAGUUGCGCUGCUGCUGGCCGUAGAGGUCGGCGUCAAAGGCCUGCACGUUGCGCACAAACUCCUCGGUCCAGCUCGUGUGCACGAGGAACUGGUCCGACAGCGCGGGCGCGCGCUGCCUUUCGGAGCCUCUGGCGUCUGGUUGGCUGAUGCGCAGGUAGUUGCUCACGUCGUGCGUGGCCGCGAUGGCCUCGCCGGAGCUGAUGUUGGUGUGCUGCGUCGGGAAGCUCAUCAGGAUGUCCAAAGGGUCGAACUUGAAUGA
This is a messenger RNA of Pyricularia pennisetigena, 444 nucleotides long. RefSeq lists its product as uncharacterized. The coding region runs from base 1 to 444 and encodes 147 amino acids. Lineage: Eukaryota; Fungi; Ascomycota; Sordariomycetes; Magnaporthales; Pyriculariaceae. The transcript has 2 exons. The record is from RefSeq and is a predicted model, not a curated record.